AGAGAGAGAUGGAGGAGAGAGAAGAGGAUGUAAAGGUGGGAGCAAACCAGUUCCCAGAAAGGCAGCCAAUUGGGACGGCAGCACAAAGCCAAGGCAAGGACUACAAAGAACCACCGCGGGCGCUGUUGUUCGUACCAGGCGAGUUGAGUUCAUGGUCUUUCUACAGGGCCGGCAUCGCCGAGUUCGUGGCUACCUUUCUCUUCUUAUACAUCACCUUAUUGACUGUCAUAGGUGUGAAUAGGUCUCUUGACAAGUGUGCUUCCGUUGGAAUCCAAGGCAUCGCUUGGGCUUUCGGUGGCAUGAUCUUUGCUCUCGUCUAUUGUACAGCUGGCAUCUCAGGGGGUCAUAUAAACCCGGCGGUGACGUUCGGGCUACUGUUGGCGAGGAAGCUAUCUCUGACGAGGUCUGUGUUCUACAUGGUGAUGCAGUGUCUAGGAGCCAUCUGUGGAGCGGGAGUGGUGAAGGGAUUCCAGAAGAGUCAGUAUGAGAUGUUGGGUGGGGGUGCAAACAUGGUAUCCCAUGGCUACACCAAGGGUGAUGGCUGUGGUGCCGAGAUCGUUGGUACCUUCAUCCUUGUCUACACUGUCUUUUCCGCCACUGAUGCCAAGCGUAAAGCUCGAGAUUCCCACGUCCCUAUCUUGGCACCGUUGCCCAUAGGGUUCGCUGUGUUCUUGGUCCACUUGGCCACCAUUCCCAUUACAGGGACCGUUAUCAACCCAGCCCGGAGUCUAGGCGCUGCCAUCAUCUACAACAGGGACCACGCCUGGGAUGACCAUUGGAUUUUCUGGGUGGGACCUUUCGUCGGAGCAGGACUUGCAGCUCUCUACCAUCAAGUGGUCAUCAGGGCCAUUCCAUUCAAAUCCAAGUGAAUG
Molecule: messenger RNA, 872 nt
Organism: Telopea speciosissima
Lineage: Eukaryota; Viridiplantae; Streptophyta; Magnoliopsida; Proteales; Proteaceae
Product: probable aquaporin PIP1-4
Exons: 4
Coding region: 9-869 (286 amino acids)
Biological process (GO): response to water deprivation; transmembrane transport
Cellular component (GO): plasma membrane; plasmodesma; vacuole
Molecular function (GO): water channel activity
Source: RefSeq, a predicted model, not a curated record